UCAUUUGCUGAUUUAAACAAGGAACCAUAAAAACCUGAAAUGCAUAUUGGGUAUCGCCCAACACGGAGGCUCAACCGCCAAGGCGAAAAAAAAAAGUGCCCUUUCUCCUCCAGCCUCGCCGGAGGUGCCAGGUUGUAAUCUGCAAAUGUAUCGUCUGGCCCUAGGGGCUUGACAGUUAAUGAUUUGCGGCAGAAGGAGCCCGGCCGAGGAGCAGGAGGGACGCGAGCGAGCGAGCGCGGGCGCGCGGGCGCAGGGACCGAGCCGAGCCCCCGCCGGCCGCACAGGCGCCGCCUCCCGUCUUCCGGGCCCCGGCACUUCGGGGGGUUCCGGGCGCCUGAGACCGCGGGGGCCCCCAUGGAGGCAGCGUCGCCGGCGGGCCCCGGCGACCCGCAGCCGCGCGCGCAGGGAGCGGCGGGCGCGCCCCCCAGCCUGCUGCGCAGGAUAAAAGGCAAACUCUUCACCUGGAAUCUUUUGAAAACAAUUGCCCUGGGUCAGCUGUUGUCCUUGUGCAUAUGUGGGACGGCCAUCACCAGCCAGUAUUUGGCAGAAAGAUACAAAGUGAACGCCCCCAUGCUUCAGAGCUUUAUCAACUAUUGCAUUCUGUUUCUCAUUUACACAGUGAUGCUGGCAUUUCAAUCAGGCAGUGAUAAUGUUUUAUACAUCUUGAAAAGAAAAUGGUGGAAGUACAUCCUGCUGGGACUAGCGGACGUGGAAGCUAAUUACCUGAUUGUCAGAGCGUACCAGUACACGACUCUAACCAGUGUCCAGCUUUUGGAUUGCUUUGGGAUUCCUGUGUUGAUGGCUCUCUCGUGGUUUAUUCUUUAUGCGAGAUACAGAGUGAUCCACUUUGUUGCCGUGGCCGUCUGUCUGCUGGGUGUAGGAACUAUGGUUGGUGCAGACAUAUUAGCAGGGAGGGAGGACAAUUCAGGUAGUAAUGUACUGAUUGGUGACAUCUUGGUCCUUCUUGGGGCUUCCCUCUAUGCCGUCUCUAAUGUGUGUGAAGAAUACAUCGUGAAGAAGCUGAGUAGGCGGGAGUUUUUAGGAAUGGUGGGCUUAUUUGGAACAAUUAUCAGCGGCAUACAGCUAUUGAUUGUGGAAUAUAAGGAUAUUGCCAGCAUUCACUGGGACUGGAAAAUUGCCCUGCUAUUUGUGGCAUUUGCCCUCUGUAUGUUUUGCCUGUACAGUUUCAUGCCUCUGGUGAUUAAAGUCACCAGUGCCACUUCUGUCAACCUGGGCAUCCUGACAGCUGACCUCUACAGCCUUUUCUUUGGACUCUUUCUGUUUGGCUAUAAGUUUUCAGUGCUCUACAUCCUGUCCUUCACCGUCAUCAUGGUGGGGUUUAUUCUGUACUGCUCCACCCCGACAACCACCGCAGAGCCGGCUGGAAGCAGCGUGCCACCCGUCACGAGCAUUGGAAUCGACAACCUGGGACUGAAGCUUGAGGAGAACCUCCAGGAGACCCACACUGUGGUCUUGUAGCUGGAGAAGGAGGUCCACACGAGCUUCUGAGGCUUCCUGGGAAACUGGGAGCCACCACCAAGAUAAAGCAGAGCCUCCUGACUGCUGAAGGGACACUUGGAAAAUUAUCAGGUUCAGAGCGAACACUCGACAGCAUUGGAUUGGAUCCAGUGGUUAGAUUUUAUAAAGGAACAUAAAAUAAUGUAUCAAAAAUAGAAAUAUCAAAAUGGAGCAGAAGCCAAGGCUAGGAUUGUGUUUCUGUGUGUCUGAGGACCAAUACCUGUUAGUGUCACGGAGACAAGGUGUGGGUUCCACACUGGGAUCUUGGAGGCACAAAUGGGAAAGCAGGGGGGCAGACACCCAAGCACGAGCCAGCCUCAGGACAGGGCCUGA
This is a messenger RNA of Ceratotherium simum simum (southern white rhinoceros), 1851 nucleotides long. It is a transcript of the gene SLC35F2, whose product is annotated as solute carrier family 35 member F2. Gene Ontology annotation, molecular function: transmembrane transporter activity. The record is from RefSeq and is a predicted model, not a curated record. Gene Ontology annotation, biological process: transmembrane transport. Lineage: Eukaryota; Metazoa; Chordata; Mammalia; Perissodactyla; Rhinocerotidae. Gene Ontology annotation, cellular component: membrane.